Molecule: messenger RNA, 474 nt
Organism: Humulus lupulus (European hop)
Lineage: Eukaryota; Viridiplantae; Streptophyta; Magnoliopsida; Rosales; Cannabaceae
Exons: 1
Coding region: 1-474 (157 amino acids)
Molecular function (GO): zinc ion binding
Source: RefSeq, a predicted model, not a curated record
AUGGCUGAGAAAGCUCGAUUCUUGAUUCCUUAUGCAAUAGGGAGGCAUGAGUUCCAUGUGUUAGAUGGUGAGCUGAAUGGUGAAGUCGACCUCCUGAAUAAGACAUGCACAUGCGGCGUGUUUCAGAUUAUUGGUAUCCCAUGUGCUCAUGCACUAUCUGGAUCCCUUAAGCGAGGGGUGAACUUUUAUUCGUUGUGUUCAGAUUACUAUAAAAUUGAGACAUGGAGGUCCUCUUACACAGAAUCUAUAUAUCCUACUGGUAACGAGGAAGAGUGGAUUGUUCCACAUGACAUUAUGACAAUAACAGUGAGAACACCUGCGCAGAAAAACCCGGUUGGUCGUCCAAAGAAGAAACAAGGUAGGCCUAAGAUGAAACGCCAUCCUUCCAAUGGAGAUAAAUUGGUUGCUCCACGCAAGUGCAUCACUUGUGGAGGUCUAGGCCAUAAUAGGGCAACUUGUAAAGUUCGUGUUUGA